CUCACUCCCGUAUAUUGACAUCGCUGUCGUGAAGUUAUCUCUGAACCCUUAAGAUGUUGAGCUCCGGGUGUGUUCAAAAAGUUGCGACGUGAUAGGAGAAGAUUCAAAUUCAAGCUUGGGGCAGGUGUAUGUGGAGUCUGAUGAUGGGUUUCUGGCAGCCGGUGACCAACCUUAGAGAUUAUGUGUCCCAGAAUCCUCCAGGGGUUACAUUUUUCCUGUGUCUGUUGGCUCUAGCUGUCUCCUUUAUCUGCCUCAGCUCUUACACCUACACACACACACUACUGCCUAACCCUGACACAGCAGAGGACUGGAACCAACUACCACUUUCUCAGUUCCAGUUGUGUGUGAAAUCCAACACAAGUUCAUCUGAGCUUGCAUUGCCAGCCCCCCCUGAUCUGCUGGAUAGAGACACUUCAGUUAACUCUACAAAGACUCCCUCUCUCAUCACUCUGCGUGUCAAGGUUCCUCUGACUGUGACUACUAACUCAAACAGUGGCUCUCUGAUAGACCUCGGUUUACUCACUGCCAUGAGAGCCAGUCAGUUACAACUUGGAGGCAAUGAGAUUGUUAAUGUGACUCUAGAGUUUUUGUCUGGAAAUGACACCUACACCUGUCUCACCAUAAGUGCUCCAGCGCACCUCCUGCCCAUGAGUCUAGUUCCUCCAGAGUGCCCUGUGUUUGAGAAAAACAUUUCACCCAUCCAUGUGGAAGCGGGUAACCGGCUGCCUACAGCAUCACAAACCUGCUACCGUCUACACUCAACGAAUGACCCCACACUCACUGUCAUGUUAACUCAGGAGGAGCAGAGUGUGGCAGUGCGACAUCUGUUGCAAGCCAGUGUGUGUCUCCUUGGAGUUUGCUUCAUACUCUGUGUAGCUGCUAGUAUGACACAUUCACCAAUGCGCCGCUACCAUUGGAAUGGAAUGGAUCCGCAAAAUGAGCCCUUGAUUGACACCUGAACAUUUUUCACCCGCUGCAUCCUAAAGAAAUCAGUUGGUGGUGGAGAGAAAAGGGCGACUUGUGUCAUUCCUUUUAAAGGGGCAACCCACCCAUUUUACAUAAGAAACAAGUUUACACGUCAUGGGGAGUAAGUACUAUUCAGCCUAGCAUCUUCUGUAGCUCUGGAGGCAGCUUGUAAAAGAGUGAGAAAUUAACCCUGGUAGUGUCAUUAGGGUUAUCUCUGCUUGGGUUUGAAGACUAGAUAUUUAUGUAGCAUACUGCGAAGUGAAGAUAUUAUAGCGUCCGCUUUAUCAAUUCUGAACAUUUCUAAUAUGUCUCACACAAGUUUCUCAACUUUAUGAAACUGCAAUACUUAAUCAGUGGUGCAUUCCAGUUAUAGGACACUGGAAUAGUAUACAAUAUCCAAGUGAGAAACAUGGAUGUGAUAUAGGAGAUGUAUAAUAUUUAAUGGGACCAUGGUAUAGAUUAAUUAACUCUUCAGAUGGUAAUGCCUCACUCGUACAUUCACUAUCCAAUCCAUUAUGUGCAGUGCGUGCUAUGUUUACUUCAGUUCCCACAUUUGCCAGCUUUACUCUGUUACUUGUGGGAAAUGGGCUAUACAGGUCAUUUGUAUUAUUUGUUUAAUAACAAAGAGUUAAUAGGACACUUACAUUGUGUGCAUGUAAAUUACUAGUGUAAUAAACUGACAUGUCAUCUAGACUCUGAGUAUCUCAGUCUGUCCAGAAGCUAAGAAACCGAUAACUAGUCAAGAAGGUAUCCUGUUUUCAAACACAAUUUUCUAGUACCCAACACCUGUUUUAUUUGUUGUUCGGCCAAAUGAAGAAAAGCUAUUAAUGUAACCCUUAAGACUUGAUUGAUGCACACACAAUACUGGUUAUUAUACGCUUUUGCAGUUACUCAUCUAAAUUACAAUAAAGUCAUGACCUUACAAACUUGGCUAUGUUAUUGAUUGUCCCCUCUUGGCAUCAAUAAAGGGUUAUGUAAGAUAAGAUAAGAUAAUCCUUUAUUAGUCCAGCAGCGGGUACAUUUACAGGAUUUACAGCAGCAUAGAGUAUAGUGCAAAACAAGUAUUAUAAAUAAAUAAGCAGUGAAAACAGUAAAGAAUAUUAAAUAAGUAAAAAAAUAUUAUAUAUACAGACAGAUGUAAUCAGUUUUGUCAACCCAGGACCAGCAAUGGAAUAGGGAGAUCAAACAUAGAGAUCUGAAUUUUGAUCCAUGGUUUAAAUGUUUCUUUAAAAAGACCUGAGCAAUCAAAUAUGCAGUACCUUAUAUAACUGUUUAGCAUUUUCUAAAUAAUAAUUAUUUAGGAUUUUUUAUUGGGGGCUUUCUUCUGGAAGCCAUUGGUUUCUUUUUAAUGCAGUAUGAAAAUCAACUAGCAGAGACUUGAAAUUUGCUUUACAUCUGUUCAGAUUAUCCCAGGUUCAUCAUUGUCAAAGUGACCUUAUUGUGAAGAAAUACAAAAAUCAGAGGAGCCACUGCCAAACGUGUCUG
Molecule: messenger RNA, 2451 nt
Organism: Anoplopoma fimbria (sablefish)
Lineage: Eukaryota; Metazoa; Chordata; Actinopteri; Perciformes; Anoplopomatidae
Source: RefSeq, a predicted model, not a curated record